Messenger RNA from Meloidogyne enterolobii, 622 nucleotides. The record is from the annotation of a GenBank genome assembly. Lineage: Eukaryota; Metazoa; Nematoda; Chromadorea; Rhabditida; Meloidogynidae.
UAAUAUUUUCCAGCCUCGUUCUCAAAAACUUGUUUACUGGACUGGCGCUAUUGUGGCCGUGGUAUUUCUCCUGAUUGUUAUUGUUGUAGUUAUCUGGAUGAUUUCUCUACGUUUUAGUCGUUCAUCAGACAAUUCCUUUUUGUCCUCUCCACUAGACAAACCAGCUCUUUCAUUCACUCAAAGCACCACAGACUCUCCUUUAGCUUCCAACUUUCUUUACGGCCGCCCACCGCCUAUACUCGACAGAUCACAUUCCUCUUCACUUGGAGGUGGUGGAUCUAAUUCUAUAAUUCACCCUAUCGGUUUUUACUAUGAAGAUGAUCAGUCUCCAUAUGAUGGGGGUGUUGUAAGCGCCGUUAGCAGACAUGGACGUGAAAAUAGUCAAGAGAUGAAAUCCAUUUUUCUCGCUAGCACUGUACCAGAUAACAACAACGAGGUAGUUGGAGGUUCAUCUUCUGCCUCACACUCUCCCGGUCAACAAAAUAAUGGAGGAAUUAAAGUUACAGGGACAACGAACACUACAAAUAGCAGUGGAGGGUCCCCUGGAUCAGCUACAAGAGCAUUAGAACAACGCUUAAGGCACAUACAGCAACACAUGUACAGACCAAUGGGAGAUGGUUAA